GUCAAACUGGUACUAUUUAACUAGCAAUACUAUUCAAGGGAAACUUCGGGCAGUGGCGCUACCUACUGCACGAACCAAGCAGGUAUGACAGCUAUACAAUACAAUCAGAAGUCUAGAUCAGCGACCUCUAUAUGUUUUCCCUGGUCCCUGACAGAAUGGAAUCAGAGAGACACUAGUCUUCCACUGUCUCUCUUCUGACAGAUUGAUGAAAAUACUUGAACCUACAGGAAGUGAAAAAACUGGUUUAUGACAACGGUGGGAAAGAUGGCAUCUAUGACUCAGCGUCUAGUACAUCUUGACCUAAAGGGUGCAGCACCGAAGUUAUCCUACCUGGAAGAAAUAAUCCCUUUAAUUCAACAGUGGGGAGCAACAGGGUUGAUCAUUGAGUAUGAGGAUAUGUUCCCUUACCAUGGCGACAUAUCUGAAGUGGCUUCCUCCCAAGCCUACAGUGUUGAAGAGGUUAGAAAACUCCUCAACAUGGCAGAACGAUAUAAUCUCGAGGUAAUGCCAUUGGUACAGACAUUUGGUCACCUUGAGUUCGCUCUGAAGCAUGAGACAUUUGCUAAGAUUCGUGAAAUUCCACACUACCCAACGACAUUGUGUCCAUGUCACCCAGACUCAGUCACCAUGGUAACCACAAUGUUGGAUCAAGUCCUCGAGAUGCAUCCAAAGACGAAGUGGUUCCAUAUUGGCUGCGACGAAGUGUACCACCUUGGGAAGUGUGACCUGUGCCGAAGGAAAAUGGCAGAUGAAAAUCUCACCGCACAACAGCUAUUUUUCGGCCAUGUGAAAGCAGUGGCUACCUACAUAAAGACUCAUUAUCCUACCAUCACCCCGAUUGUGUGGGACGACAUGUUUCGAUUUGCUCAAGUCAAAGAUCUGAAGACGAGCGGUCUGGGUGGUCUCGUGGAGCCAAUGAUAUGGCACUACCUGUCGUCCUUUCUUCUUCCGGAGAACCUGUUUGACAACCUGAGUACGGUGUUCCCAGACAUCUGGGUGGCCAGUGCCUUCAAGGGUGCUACCGGAGUGUGUGCCAGUAUGACAAACAUAUCUUUCCACGUUGAAAACCAUCUCUCCUGGUUGCGGUUGAUUGAUGAGAAAGGAAGCAAGUUUAAUUCAGUCCGAGGGUUUGCUAUCACAGGAUGGCAGAGAUAUGACCACUUCGCAGUCAUGUGCGAGCUCCUCCCUGUUGCCAUCCCUUCUCUAGCGAUGUGUCUGAGUGUUGCUAAGCAACGUGUAUUCACCCAGGAUAUGCAUAUGCACAUCUCUAACCAGCUCGAGUUCAAGCCUGGGCUCCCCCUCAACCCCUACCAGUGUCAUGUCCCCACGGAGUGCCGCUACCCAGGGAGUGCCGUGUAUGCUGCCAUGGUGGACUGGAUCCAGAUCCAAGCUAAGUGUGAGCAGUUCCUACAAAGUGACACUCUGUGUUCCUGGAUGAACGAUUACAAUAUUGAACGAGGGUUUGUCAACCCCAUGCACAUCGAACCUAUUGUGACUGAAGCUACAAAUAUUCUUGCAAGACUUUGUGAAGUACAAAUUAAAGUUCAGAAGUCCAUGGAACCAAUCUUCGCGGAUGAUACGGUUACAGAAUGGAUUCAGACCUAUUUGGAACCCAAAUCAAAAAGAUUUUCUGAUAUUGUUGAAAAGGGGCAAAAGGUUUUAGGGCGAGUGAAUUUCAAAUCGUAUGAAGAGAAAAUGUCUCAGGAUACAUAAAGAGGCAUUACUAUACAGAGAAUAUUUAGUUGAUGUUCCCAAUCCAAAGAUAUUAAAAUAACAAAAUGACAACUGUUGUGUAAAUGUUCGGUUUUUUGUAGGGGAGCUUAUAAAGAUUACUGUGCUUAUUGGAAGGGUGCUUGAUAUGGUAAAUAUGAUAGUUAAUCUGUAUUGAAGGGACUGGACCCAUUGCCAAAAGUGUAUAUAGUCCAUGUUAGUGUAUGGCAGUUAUGAUCAUCUUUGUGCUAAAAUCAUUUUGUGUAAGUGGGUCUUUGUCGUGUAUUAUAAGGGUGGACGGGCCAGUGAGAUUAAGGUGGUAUCAUGAGCUAAAGUAGGGGAGUGGCCUUUGGGGAAGGGGACAUGGAAAAAUGCCACUUUUUUCCCAAAUGUAAAAGUAGUACAUAUAGAUGUUACCGUAUAUUACCAUAGAUAAGCCGUAUUUUGAAGACCAAGAAAAGCAGCCUGUAGAAGUGGGUUGGCUUAUCUACGGGUAACACUUUCGUCAGACUCUUUGCUAGUGACCAGGAAGAAAAUGACAUUGUAUAGUUUCGCGUGAACGAACAAGAGAAAACGACUUUGACAGUGAAGACAUCAAAUUUGCAAUUAAACAUCACUAAACAAGAUUAUUUACCUUUUCAGUUCUAAUUUGUUUUUGCAAGGCAUUGUAUUAUAUGCAGGGAUUAAGAUUACCGUGUGUUUUUGUCUCGUAUAUAGUAUGUUUGGUCGGGUCAUUUAGAAGAUGGGGAGACUGGUUUGGAGUCAUGGGAGUGAGUAUGGUUUUACGCCGCUUUUAGCAAUAUUCCAGCAAUAUCACUGCGGGGGACACCAGAAAUGGGCUUCACAUAUUGUACCCAUGUACAAUUCUGAUAAGUUUAGUAAAUAUGACCUCCUAGGGAGGUAAGCAAAAUAUAACAGGGACGGUGGGGUAGCCCAGUGGUAAAAGCGUUCAUUCGUCACACUGAAGCCCCGGAAUGGAUUCCCCACUUGGGUACAAUGUGUGAAGCCCAUUUCUGGUGUCCCCCGCUGUGAUAUUGCUGGAAUAUUGCUAAAAGCGGCGUCAAACCAUACUCACUCCCCAAACACAGAGAUAUUAUUGU
Messenger RNA from Haliotis rubra (blacklip abalone), 2810 nucleotides. RefSeq names its product hexosaminidase D-like. Lineage: Eukaryota; Metazoa; Mollusca; Gastropoda; Lepetellida; Haliotidae. Gene Ontology annotation, biological process: carbohydrate metabolic process. Gene Ontology annotation, molecular function: hexosaminidase activity. The transcript is spliced from 3 exons. The record is from RefSeq and is a predicted model, not a curated record. The coding region runs from base 247 to 1713 and encodes 488 amino acids.